Molecule: messenger RNA, 1543 nt
Organism: Culicoides brevitarsis
Lineage: Eukaryota; Metazoa; Arthropoda; Insecta; Diptera; Ceratopogonidae
Product: isovaleryl-CoA dehydrogenase, mitochondrial
Exons: 2
Coding region: 157-1440 (427 amino acids)
Biological process (GO): L-leucine catabolic process
Cellular component (GO): mitochondrion
Molecular function (GO): flavin adenine dinucleotide binding; 3-methylbutanoyl-CoA dehydrogenase activity
Source: RefSeq, a predicted model, not a curated record
UAUCAAUUUUUGAGUGUGACUUGUACCUGUGAACGUCAUUAUUUGUGCAAUUCUUCAGCAAUUUUCCUCAUUUUCUUUCAAUUAAUUGACGAUUUUUGUCUUCCAUACUUUUAGUAACUUGUAAAUAUUUUAAAAUUCCAUAAAAAUUGUUGAAACAUGGCUCUACGGUUUUGUUCAAAGCUAUUUACGCAGAAUUUGGGUCGGACGAGACUUGUUGCUAAGUCAUCAACCCUUACUUCCAAGGCCAAUUACUCGUCGCAGUACUAUCCGAUUGACGAAAAUUUGUAUGGCUUGAGUGAGGAACAACAAGAAUUACGUGAAGCAGCAUUUAAUUUUGCGCAAAAAGAACUUGCGCCGUUCGCUCAGGAUAUUGACAAGAACAAUGGAUGGUCAGAUUUGCGGGAAUUUUGGAAGAAAAUGGGCAACAUGGGAUUUUUGGGACCCACAGCGAAGCAAGAAUAUGGCGGUUUAGGCGGCACUUAUACCGAUCACUGCAUUAUUAUGGAAGAAAUUUCUCGUGCGAGUGGCGGAAUCGGUCUCAGUUACGGCGCACACUCGAAUUUGUGCGUAAAUCAAAUCCAUCGGAACGGAACCGAAGAGCAAAAGCAGAAAUAUUUGCCUAAAUUGAUUUCGGGCGAACACAUGGGAGCUCUUGCGAUGUCAGAGCCUGGCUCGGGUAGCGACGUUGUCUCGAUGCGACUCAAAGCGGAGAAAAAAGGCGAUUAUUACGUCUUAAACGGCAACAAAUUUUGGAUCACCAAUGGACCAGAUGCCGAUACUCUCGUUGUUUAUGCCCGCUCCAACCCGAAUGUCAAACCGCAACAUGGCAUCACGGCGUUUAUUGUUCAAAAAGACUUCCCUGGCUUCAGCACGGCACAAAAACUCGACAAAUUGGGCAUGCGUGGCAGCAACACGUGCGAACUCUUGUUCGAAGAUUGCAAAGUUCCCGCCAAAAAUGUCCUUGGCGACGAGGGAAAGGGCGUUUACGUGUUAAUGUCGGGCCUGGAUUACGAGCGUCUCGUGUUGGCAGCAGGUCCCGUCGGUUUGAUGCAAGCGGCAUGCGACGUUGCCUUCGAGUAUGCCCAUGUUCGCAAACAAUUCAACACGCGAAUCGGCGAAUUUCAAUUGAUGCAAGGCAAAAUGGCGGAUAUGUACACAACCCUGAACGCUUGUCGCAGUUACUUGUAUAACGUGGCACGAGCAUGCGACAAAGGCAAAGCGAACCCGAAAGAUUGUGCCGGCGUUAUUUUGUAUUGUGCGGAAAAGGCGACGCAAGUUGCCUUGGAUGCCAUUCAAAUUUUGGGCGGGAACGGAUACAUUAAUGACUAUCCGACGGGCAGAAUUAUGCGGGAUGCCAAAUUGUAUGAAAUUGGCGCCGGGACAUCGGAAGUACGUCGAAUGCUCAUUGGAAGAAGUUUGAACAAGGAAUAUUCUUCAUAAUUUGUUUUUUUACUUAAAACUGCCAUAAAUUGCAUUUAUUUACUGAAAACGACUCAAAGUCUUUUUAAAAAAUUAACAUAGGCUGUUAACGGUUUUUUUAAAA